Hyaloperonospora brassicae is the source of this 651-nucleotide messenger RNA. The record is from the annotation of a GenBank genome assembly. Lineage: Eukaryota; Oomycota; Peronosporomycetes; Peronosporales; Peronosporaceae.
AUGCGCGUCAACGUCAUGCGAUCAAUCGCGCGUCAGCUGCAGCCGACACAGCGCAAGAUGCUGUCGACAGUGAGCGCACUGCGUGCAGCACGUGUCGAUCCGUCCAUCAACAUGCACGUGCGCUCCAUGGGCGUGUUCUCGAGCCUCAAGGAGACGGUAUCAGGCAAAUUGGAGGAGCGCAGUCAGCACAAACAGGGAGAGGCGUACAAACAGCAGAUGAUUGAGCUUUCGCAAAAGGAUAAAUUUGAUCUGAACGGAUUUUACGACCACCUAAAGAAAAACGCAGAAGCCAGUGGGGCAAGCGGCUGGCGGUCGAUGAUCCCGGGCGUGUCGACGAUGAGUGCCGUCCAGCAGAUGAAAGCGUUCAUGACCAUCUUGGAGUCGAUGGAUCCGGAGUAUCGCGAAAACCCUCGCCUCAUCAAUGGCAAAAUCAAGAGGCAGAUUUCGGAGAAGGCUGGUCACUCGCCGGAAGAGAUCAACAACAUGCUGCGCAACUACGAGCAACUGUCUGCGCUUCACAUUUGGCUUUCGAAGCGAGUGGCACGUGGCCUCCGUAUUCCCGAGACGCUGGACGAGACAACGGAGCUCGUGCGUGAGGACCCAACGGGGUUUCCUGCCAAGAAGUUCAGGACGAAACAGCGUCGGUACUAG